This is a messenger RNA of Sinocyclocheilus anshuiensis, 1889 nucleotides long. Its product is annotated as urokinase-type plasminogen activator-like. The transcript has 11 exons. The record is from RefSeq and is a predicted model, not a curated record. The coding region runs from base 357 to 1619 and encodes 420 amino acids. Lineage: Eukaryota; Metazoa; Chordata; Actinopteri; Cypriniformes; Cyprinidae. Gene Ontology annotation, molecular function: serine-type endopeptidase activity. Gene Ontology annotation, biological process: plasminogen activation; regulation of cell adhesion mediated by integrin.
UGCAGUAGAUUGUGUGAAACAGCAAAGUUUUGAUCAUGUGGAGACAUAAGAAAUUAAUAGGGUUAAAAGAAUGGUUCAAAUAGUGUUGGACAGAAAGAGGAAAGAGCAUCAAGAGAAUUCCAGGAUGAGGGAAUGAAGGAAUUCAAGUUAAUUUGAAUCAUUAUCGUGAUUCACUGAUCUAGUUUCAGCUCAGCAGCAAACUUCCCGAACACGAGUCUGUCUGCUCCUGCAGCCAAUCACAGCAAACCAGCCUCUGUAUGAGGAGUGUUUAAAACUAUCAGUGGGAUGCAGAACGACACACACCAGACCUGACCUGACUGAACACACAGGUUUCAAGAUCCGCAGAAGAAGCAGAAAUGGCUUGGCUUGGCCUGCUGAGUUUGAUUCUAGCUUUAGCAGCUCUCACGGUCUGUAGAGCCCAGCGCAGACUCUUUCCAAGCAGUUUACGUGAGAAAUCAGGUGUUCUGUGUCUGAAUGGGGGGACGUCUGUCUUGUCUCCGUCCGGUCGUCACAUGCUCUGUUUCUGUCCUGAUGGCUUCAGCGGCUCCAACUGUGAAACAGACGAGUCCGUCUCCUGCUUUGAGGGGAUCGGUCUGCACUACAGAGGUCCCGUCUCUAAAUCCGUGAGUGGGCGGGAAUGUCUGGAAUGGGAUUCAGAGAGUGUGCGUGAAAUCAGAGUCUAUCCCAGGAAUCUUGGCCCGGGACGACACGACCACUGCAGAAACCCAGACUACAGCCGCAGACCCUGGUGUUAUGUACGGACCGCGUUUGGGAUCAUGAAAGAAGACUGUGAUAUUCCACGCUGUGCAAAAGAUCACGGAUGGCAGUGUGGCCAGAGGGAGAAGCGGAGCAUGAAGGUAGUGGGCGGGGCUUUGAGCGAGGUGGAGCGCCACCCCUGGAUGGCGGCGGUGUUCAGCAGGAGCUCAUGCGGGAGAACGUUCACCUGCGGCGGGAGUCUCAUCUCACCCUGCUGGGUCCUCACGGCCGCACACUGCUUCCCUGACGGCGCUCAGACUAGACCCUAUAAACUGUCAGUAUUUCUGGGGAAGAACGCCAUCAAUGAGACAGAUGUUCAGAGAGAGCAGGAGUUCAGAGUCUCUGAGCUCUUCAUCCAUGAACACUUCGACAACACAGACGGCAACUACAACAACGACAUCGCGCUGUUGAAGAUUCACAGUCAUGAUGGUUGCUGUGCUAAAGAGUCCAGUUCAGUCAAGACGGUUUGCAUCCCUGAGGCGCAUCAGUCACUUAGUGACGGGAUGUCCUGUGAGGUCACUGGAUACGGCAGAGAACAAGAAGGGUUGUGGUAUUACUCUCAGUAUCUCAGAGAAGCAAAGGUCAACAUGCUGUCACAGGAUUUAUGUUCGAGUAAAGUAUAUUACGGCAACAAGAUCACAGAUAACAUGCUUUGUGCCGCGAGUCCCGACUGGAGCGUAGACGCGUGUAAGGGUGACUCUGGUGGGCCGCUGGUGUGUCGCGUCCGUGAGCGUGUGUUUCUGUUCGGUGUGGUGAGCUGGGGAGAGGGAUGUUCCAGACCCUUCCGUCCUGGAGUUUAUGCCAAAGUCAGCAACUACCACCGCUGGAUCCUGGAGAAAACCGGCCUGUCGUCGCUCAGCUGAGAACAGGAGCUCACCUGCCCUCAGAGACCAACAUACAGAACAUGAGCGAGUCGUGUUCAAACUGAUUUCUGUUCAGUUACUCCUUAAUAUGUCCAUCAUUCUUACAUUCCAUUCUGUUGCCAAGAGAUAUAAUAGCAGCUCAAAGGACUUUCUGAGAGAAAAUUUUUUAUAAAAGUAUUGUUUUGCAUGGGUAUUGAAAUGUACAGUGCCAUUUUCUGUUUUUAUAUUGUUGUAUAAUUUUAUAUUGUUGUGUAACUAUUUAUGUCAAUG